AAGCAAAUGUGUCAAAUAUUUUGGGACGGAGGGAGUAAGUGAUUUCCGAUGCCAACCUUUUUACCAAAUUACCCCUCCCACUUUCUCCCUAUAUAUACCAACGUCCAAACCAUAUAUCCAACCCCCACCCACCCCCCUCUCUCUCUCACUCCUUCAUCUCUCUCCGUCCGCCAUGGCUAAAGGAGGAAAGCUCACUAAGCUCAAAUCCGUGCUGAAGAAAAUGCAGUCCUUCAAACUCGGCUGCCCCAACGGAACCUCCGCCGCCUCCGUCGCCGCCGCCAGCUCCUCUUGCGGCGACGAAGUGGAGACUAAUAACAACAACUACAACAGUUUCUCCGACGCCGGCGGCGAUGGCAGCGUCGGCUGCGGCGACUCGAGUCUCCUCCGUCCAGUCUACGUCGGGAAAUCUCGCCGGAGAUACCUCGUGGGCCCGGACGUCGCCGAGCACCCGCUCGUCCGCGAGCUCGUGGACCGGUCCGGUGAUGGUUCGGGCGACGGUCCCAUCACGGUCGGGUGCGAGGUCGUGCUCUUCGAGCAUCUCCUCUGGAUGCUCGAGAAUGCGAACCCGCAGCCCGAGUGUCUGGAUGAGUUGGUGGAGUUCUACGCAUGCUGAAAACUGAUCAUUAUGAUUUUUGUGAUAUAUAUCAAAAGUUGAAUAAAUCUAAAUAGGUUAUAGAUUUAUAUUUAUUCAACUUUUAAUAUAACUAAAAUUCAAAAAAAAAAAAGCCAUAAGGGAAGUUAUGUGGUAGUGAAUCUGAGGUGUUUUAAGUGGUUCUAUGUCUCACUCAAAGUAAAAUGUAAGAUCGUUU
Cuscuta campestris is the source of this 809-nucleotide messenger RNA. The record is from the annotation of a GenBank genome assembly. Lineage: Eukaryota; Viridiplantae; Streptophyta; Magnoliopsida; Solanales; Convolvulaceae.